Spea bombifrons (plains spadefoot toad) is the source of this 2440-nucleotide messenger RNA. RefSeq names its product centromere protein T (gene CENPT). Gene Ontology annotation, molecular function: DNA binding; protein heterodimerization activity. Gene Ontology annotation, biological process: mitotic cell cycle; chromosome segregation; kinetochore assembly. The transcript has 16 exons. The record is from RefSeq and is a predicted model, not a curated record. NCBI's taxonomy places the organism in Eukaryota, Metazoa, Chordata, Amphibia, Anura, Pelobatidae. Gene Ontology annotation, cellular component: kinetochore. The coding region runs from base 124 to 2436 and encodes 770 amino acids.
GAGACUUGGCCUCCGUCGUUGAGCGGGAUUGGUUUGAAGGGUUUGGAGUGUUAUGGUUCAGAACUGCCUUUGAGGGAUUAUUGAAGCCUCCGUCCUCCCCGUGUUGCUUGAUGAUCAGAUAAAAUGGAUGAUCCUUUUGAAGACAACCUAACUACACGUUCCUUGCUAAAGGGGAUCCUGGCAAGUGAAGCUGCCCGAUCGGCUGUAAAGCACCACCCUGAGCCAAGGGUUUUAAGAUCUGGUAGGGGCCUGUCUCCUGGCGCUUCUCCAUACAGAAUUAAAAAUAAUGACCUUUCAACACCAUCAAUGAAUUUACGCAGCAAAAUGAAGGCACGAGUAAGAGAUUCUGUUGGCACCAUGGUUUCAUCAGGUUCAACUAGGAAAAGAAAUUCACAGAGCAGUGCAAAGAUCAAGCAAAAUAAUAAAAAAAGAAGACAUUCCAAUGUGGAAGACUUUGACAAUGUGACCCCAAGAACCCUCUUAAGAAAGAUCAUUCAGAAUGAGCCUGAAGUCUCCAUGAUUGUGUCACAGAGGACUGAUAAUAUAGUGUCUGAAAACAUGGAACAUGAUGCCCCUUCACAAACCUCUACUAGUAGUAUAAGCAAAAUAGACAUGAGUCUGCCGGAACCACAUGGCGAUGACUAUACAACGGUGUUUGGAAAUGCACGUAAGAAAAAACGGGUGAGCGUCACACAGUUUGAAAAAGCAGUUGAGGAAAGACUGCCCCCCUCUCAAGAAAAAAGCAAAGUGGAAGAAAGUAUUGGAGAUCUAUCUGCAUUGGUACAGCUGUCUGGGAUACCAAGGUCUCUUCGAACUAAUAAGGGUACUCCCAACACAACAGGACCCAUACAGAAAGGAGGUUUGGUACGUAGGCCGAAAAAAUUCCACUUGGUUUCCUUAGAAGACUUUGAGCAAGGAGUGGAAAACAACUACCAGCAAUUAAAAGGUUCCCAAGACUGCUUUGUAGAAUCAACAGAAGAAGAAUCGGAUACUUCUUCUAAUGACAUGGCUAGGAACAACACAGAAUUGUACGCACAUCCUGUUCAGAAUAACAAAAGCAUUAGCAGGUUGCACCCACUAGAAGAAGUUCCUAUGGAAAGUGAGGAUGGGGAGAAAGAAGAAGACAAUGCGGUUGGUGUAUCUAAGGUUGGUGUAUCACAACUACAAGUUUCAUUUGUUCCUGAACACAAAGAGCAUCAAAAAAUCGCCACAGAUCAUCGAGGCAUAACAAGAGAUGUUGAAUCGCAUACGAUAGGAGACCAGCUUUCCAGCCAUGAACUUCGAGAGACUUAUAGUAAUGUGGCUGAUAAUACCGCCCAACCGGCUUGUACAGCAAGCCCACCACAGAUGUCUAACAAUGAUCUUGGUGAAGGGGCAGACAUGAGUGACGCUCCAGAUUUACAAACACCAGUGCUUAAGAGAGGAAAUAGGUCUUCUUUAAAUGACAUCUUGAAAAGCCAACGGUCUUCAUCAACCUCAAAAGGACAGGGAGUUCAUUAUGAGCCUACAAAGAAUCUCUCUCUGGAAAAGCACCCUCUAACAAGUGUUGUGGACAGUGUUUCUUCCGAGCCUUUCACUCCCACCUCAACUCCCAAAGGUGAAAAGCCCCUCAGGUAUUCGGCAAAGUUACAGAAAGUGAAUGUUUUGACUGUAAAUGAAACCCUACACGAAGCCACCAACAACCUGGUAGCCCCGGAUCACAGUGAUGGCAAUGAGCUGAUUCAGCAGGAGCAAAGUGGAGAGCAAUCUUUUAAUGAUGCUUCUUCUGUGUCCCUAACUCCCAAGGGCAAGAGUCCCCUCCGUCAUUCAGCUAAAUUAACGAAACUGAAUGUUCAGCCUGGGAAAGACGCAGGAAGGGAAAACACAGAGGAGCUGGAAGACCCAGAUCACAGUGAUGGCGAAGAGCUGAUUUCACAGGACUCAAACGGAGAGGAGUCUUUAAAUGAUGAGAAGUCUGUGGCGUAUGACCCAAAGAAGUCAAACAAGCCAGCCAAGCUCUCUCCACUGCCGAACACACCAGAUUUCAUAAGGAAUGCUCGAAUGAAGGUCAUCAAAAAACCUCCAGCGGAUAAACCGAUACAAAAGAAGAAAACCACAAGAAACACAGCAAAAGAGCACGUAUUGCCUAACAGUUUUAUAAAGCAGAUGUUUAGCCAUUAUGCUAAAUUACGGGUAUCAAAGGAAUCCUAUAAGGAAGUGGCCAAGUGUAUGGAAAUCUACUUUGGACAGCUGAGUAAUGACCUGGCAGCAUAUACUGCUCAUGCCAACAGGAAGACCAUAACCCGCGCUGACAUUGAGCUCCUGAUGAGAAGACACGGCCUGGUAACAGACACGAUUCCUCUCAAUGUCCUCAUCGAGAAACAUUUACCGUUGGAAUAUAGAAAGCUCCUUAUUCCUUGUGCAACAAGUGGAAAUAAAGUGUUUCCUACUUUGUAAGGUC